CAAAAGAUAAGACGCCCCCCUCCCCCGAUCCUCCCACACAAGCUAGUUUACAAUGGGGUUCGACCUGAAAGCCCGCCUCCGCAGCUACUUUGACAAGUCCAACCCACUACUUAGUGCCCUCAAAUCUAUAUGGACGGUCUACAGAUCCACCGACCAUGAACCGGGGACCUCAGUCCAGCGCCGCGCGUUCGCGCAGUGGUUUACGGAAGUUUCACCGCACUUCAUCGCCUACGAAGACACGACCUCGCUGCCGGCGCUCGCGGCCGCCGCCCACGGGACCGUCCUCGAGCUGGGGCCCGGAUCCGGCAACCAGCUGCAGCGAUACAAGACCGACCGGAUCACCGCCAUCUACGGCGUGGAGCCCAACGCGGCGUUCCGCGCGGCGCUGACUGCCAGGAUCGCGGCGCUGCAGCUGGACGCCCUGUACGUGCCGGUGUUCUGCGACGUCAUGGACCGCGCGGCCCUCGAGAGGCACGGGCUCGUCGCCGAGAGCGUCGACUGCGUGACCAGCUUCGGCGUGCUGUGCUCCGUCGAGCACCCGGAGCAAGUGGUCGCCCAGCUCUGGCGGCUGUUGAAGCCCGGGGGCGAGUUGAUCGUCUGGGAGCACGGCGCGAGUGCGGAUUGGGUUACCUGGGUCGUGCAGAAGAUCUGGAAUCUGGUGUGGCCUGUGGCGUUGGACGGGUGUCGUUUGGAUCGCCCGAUUGCUGAUAUCCUGCUCACGUCGGCGGAUUGGGAGAUUGUGGAGCUAAGGGAGGAGGGCGAGAAGUGGAGUAUGAUGCCGAGGGUCUCGGGGAUAUUGAGGAAGGUGCAGCGGGGGUGAAAUGGUUAUCGAUGUUUGAGGGGCUGGGUGGAAGCGAUUAUAGGCAUGGGGGCUUGUUUUGCCGCUGUAGUCGUGACUACUGCUCAGUGGGAGACGGCGAGGACGAGAUGUGGC
Messenger RNA from Aspergillus aculeatinus CBS 121060, 934 nucleotides. RefSeq names its product class I SAM-dependent methyltransferase. The record is from RefSeq and is a predicted model, not a curated record. Bases 53 to 820 code for a protein of 255 amino acids. The transcript is spliced from 4 exons. Lineage: Eukaryota; Fungi; Ascomycota; Eurotiomycetes; Eurotiales; Aspergillaceae. Gene Ontology annotation, molecular function: S-adenosylmethionine-dependent methyltransferase activity.